AGGCAGGCAGAAACCUGGGCGACUGCGACUCCAGCCAUGGUGCCUGUUUUGCUCUCCCUGAGUCUCUCCCACCUGAGCCUGUGGGCUUUUGGGCUGGUCUCAGUCUUAGUCUUCCUUAAGCUCACUCGGCUGCUGCUGCGGAGGCAGAUGCUAGCCAGAGCUAUGGACAGAUUCUCAGGGCCCCCUACCCACUGGCUUUUUGGGCAUGCCCUCGAGAUCCAGCAGACUGGGGGUUUGGACAAGGUGGUGUACUGGACUCACCAGUUCCCUUACGCCCACCAACUCUGGCUUGGACGAUUUCUUGGCUUCCUGAACAUCUAUGAUCCUGAAUAUGCCAAAGCUGUAUACAGUCGAGGAGACCCGAAGGCACCAGAUGUGUAUGACUUCUUCCUCCAGUGGAUUGGGAAAGGCUUGCUGGUUCUCCAAGGGCCUAAGUGGUUCCAGCAUCGCAAGCUGCUCACACCUGGCUUCCACUAUGAUGUGCUGAAGCCCUACGUGGCCGUGUUUGCCGAGUCCGCACGUGUCAUGCUGGACAAGUGGGAGAAAAAGGCUCGUGAGCAAAAGAGCUUUGACAUCUUCAGCGAUGUGGGCCACAUGGCGCUGGACUCGCUUAUGAAGUGCACCUUUGGCAAAGGAACCAGCGGCCUGAAUGACAGGGACAACAACUACUACCUGGCGGUCAGCGAGCUCACACUGCUAAUGCAGCAGCGCAUCGAUUCCUUCCAGUACCACAAUGACUUCAUCUACUUUCUCACCCCGCAUGGCCGCCGCUUCCUGCGGGCCUGCCAGGUGGCCCAUGACCACACAGACCAGGUCAUCAGGGAUCGGAAAGCAGCCCUCCAGGAUAAGAAAGAGCGGGAGAAGAUACAGAGCAAGAGGCACCUGGACUUCCUGGACAUUCUCCUGGGGGCUCGGGAUGAAGAAGGCAUCAAGCUAUCGGAUGAAGACCUCCGGGCCGAGGUGAACACAUUCAUGUUCGCAGGCCAUGACACCACCACCAGCGCCAUCUCAUGGGUUCUCUACUGCAUGUCCCUGUACCCCGAGCACCAGCGUCGUUGUCGGGAAGAGAUUCAAGAGAUUCUUGGGGACCGGGACUCUUUGAAGUGGGAUGAUCUGGCAGAGAUGACCUACCUGACCAUGUGCAUCAAGGAGAGCUUCCGCCUGUACCCGCCUGUGCCCCAGGUGUACCGCCAGCUCAGCAAGCCUGUCAACUUUGUGGAUGGUCGCUCUCUACCUGCAGGCAGCCUGAUUUCUCUGCACAUCUAUGCCCUCCAUAGGAAUAGUACAGUGUGGACUGACCCUGAGGUCUUCGACCCCUUACGCUUUUCUCCUGAGAAUGUGGCCGGACGCCACAGCUUUGCCUUCAUUCCCUUCUCUGCUGGGCCCAGGUGAGUCAUUCCAAGAGAGACCCCUAAGUCGCAACCCACAGUGUGAACCUACCUAGUCUGGGACCCUCACUAUGCUCCCGAGAUCUGUUUCUGAAGCCCAGGCCAAUCAAUCAGUCAACGAUUCAUCCGUACAUAGUGAAUGAUUUCUGUUGGACACUUAGAGCGCUAGUUUUUAUCACUCUGGACAUCUCAUAGCCUGAUGUCAUUUUGUGCUGCUCAUUGCAGGAACUGCAUUGGCCAGCAGUUUGCUAUGAACGAGGUAAAAGUGGUCACAGCCCUCUGCUUGCUCCGUUUUGAGUUUUCCC
Capra hircus (goat) is the source of this 1693-nucleotide messenger RNA. RefSeq names its product cytochrome P450 4B1-like (gene CYP4B1). The transcript has 12 exons. The record is from RefSeq and is a predicted model, not a curated record. NCBI's taxonomy places the organism in Eukaryota, Metazoa, Chordata, Mammalia, Artiodactyla, Bovidae. Gene Ontology annotation, molecular function: oxidoreductase activity, acting on paired donors, with incorporation or reduction of molecular oxygen; monooxygenase activity; iron ion binding. The coding region runs from base 37 to 1392 and encodes 451 amino acids.